AUGGGAGAGAAUCCUCCUCAACCAUUGUUAAGAGACUACGACCACCCCAACGCAUUCCAACUUCGGAGUGGCAUACGUCUUCCCACCACAAAUGCAAACAACUUUGAACUUUCACCUCAACUCAUCCGUAUGAUUCAAAGCGAUCAAUUCGGAGGUAGUCCUCAUGAGUGUCCUUUUGCUCAUUUGGACAACUUUCUUGAGUUGUGUACAACUAUCAAGCAAAACAACAUUUCGGAAGAGUUCAUCCGUAUGCACAUGUUUCAAUUCUCCCUCCGUGAUAAAGCAAAACAUUGGUUGAGAACGGUUGAAGAGGGAUCAUUGAGUACAUGGGACGAAGUCACUAGAGCCUUUCUUGGAAAGUAUUGUCCUCCGGAAAAGACCGCCGAACUAAGAAGAAAGAUCACCAAUUUCAAUCAAGACAUUGAUGAAACAUUGAGUGAAGCUUGGGAGCGUUUCAAAGAUUACACAAGGAAAUGCCCCCACCAUGGUUUUACAUCAUGGAUCAUUGUACAAAGCUUCUAUGACGGUCUUACUCCUAUUUCAAGGGCCAACCUUGAUUCCGGGGCCGGUGGUAGCCUCAAAAAGCUAUCGGUGGACGAUGCAUACAAGAUGAUUGAAGAAGUGGCCAAGCAUUAUGCAUAUGGAGGUGAUAGAAGGCAACCUCAAACAAAGAAAGGCGGAAUUCAUGAUCUUAGUGCAAUAGAUCUUAUUGCAUCAAAGUUUGAUAUGCUAGCUCACAAGCUAGAUCAAGCCACCCUCACACCCUCAAGCUCUUCCUCGCAAGUCAUGUCUUGUGAGACUUGUGGAGGAAAUGAUCACUUGUCCUCCUAUUGCAACUCAACGAAUCAAGAGCAAGCGGCGGCAAUUGGGCAAAGGAAUGAACAAUACUCCCAAUCCCACAAUCAAAGUUGGAAGCCCCAACAUAACACGGGAUGGAAGCAAUACAACCAAGGCCCCCCACAAAAUAACUACAACCAAAAUCAAACCCAACCUCAAAACCACUACAACCAACCUCAAUCACAAAACCAACAAGCUCUAUACCGCCAUCCCAACCAAAGGGAUCAAAACCACCAAAGAUCACAAUAUAACCAACCCGCUCCUCCUCCUCCACCUCCUCAAAAGACUAGCCUUGAGUCCGUUCUAGAAACUUUCAUGACUCAACAAAUAAGGAACAAUGCGGAGAUGAAUGCAAACAUCCAACAACUCCAAGCACAUAAUAAGAUAAUGGAGGGCCAAUUGGCUCAAAUUGCACAACAAGUUGGAAGUUCAUCCUCCAAUCCUAGUGGUCACUUUCCAAGCUCAACGGUAGUGAACCCAAAGGAGCAAGCUAAGGCUAUCACUUUGAGAUCAGGAAGGGGUUAUGAGGGCCCGGUUAUGAGUGAGGAGGAGCCACAAAAGAGAGAUGAGGGAGUUGUGGUGAGAAGUGAGGAUGAUUUUGAAAAUGAAGUAGUUGAAGUUGAGAGAUAA
Messenger RNA from Chenopodium quinoa (quinoa), 1467 nucleotides. RefSeq lists its product as uncharacterized. Bases 1 to 1467 code for a protein of 488 amino acids. NCBI's taxonomy places the organism in Eukaryota, Viridiplantae, Streptophyta, Magnoliopsida, Caryophyllales, Amaranthaceae. The transcript has a single exon. The record is from RefSeq and is a predicted model, not a curated record.